Molecule: messenger RNA, 1334 nt
Organism: Cyprinus carpio (common carp)
Lineage: Eukaryota; Metazoa; Chordata; Actinopteri; Cypriniformes; Cyprinidae
Exons: 6
Coding region: 60-1247 (395 amino acids)
Source: RefSeq, a predicted model, not a curated record
CUGAUGUGUUACUUCCUAAUUCACUCAUUUUGUGAGUCUCUAUUCUCACUCUCGCUGUAAUGGAGCUGUUCAUCUUCAUAGUGUUUCAGCUCCUGAUGGAGGUUCAGUCUUACAAAUCUCCUACUGUAAAAGUAUCUCCAGAUGUCAUAAGAGAGUCCAGCUCAGUGAAGAUCAGCUGUGAGACUCCAGCAGAUGUUAGAGUGAAUCAGUGUUAUUUCUACACAAACAGAGAAGAGAAGAAUAUAAAAGUCAGUUCAUCAUCUGAGCUUGAGCUCACUGGUGUUGAAGUGCUCAGAUGGGCAGGUGUAAAAUCACCUGAAUCAAUCUACAUUAACUGUUACUACUCAGUAAAUGAACAAGGCAUCAAUAAACCGUCAUCUCAUUCUCCUGCCACAGUGACGGUUCUAGAUUCACUUGAGAAACCCUUCAUCAGUGUUAGUGGAGAUGAUGACCAGCUCAGCAUAUCAUGUGAAAUACCACUUUCAGUCAGAGCUGAUUUCAACUGUAGUCUCUACACUGAGGAUGAUGUUCUUCUGUAUCAACAUGUCUCUCAGUGGAAUCAGUCUGGAAAGAAUCUUUGUAUGUUUUAUGUAAGUCGUAGUGAACUCUUGACACGAUCAGUGAACAGCAGACAACUGUUCUGUGUUUAUUCACUCAAGACUGAACCUGAGAUCAGAUCACCACACAGUGACACAUACACCUUCAGAGAUCUUCCUCAGGCCAAGUUGAGAGCGUCUGCUUCAGUUAUUCUGGAAACAGACACAGUUGAGCUGAGCUGUGAGAAUACUGAAGAUCUGAAGAUGGAGAAGUGUUUCUUCAACAUAAAUGAAAGAGAAAGUAACUCAAAACACAGCUCAUCAUGUCAGCUCUCACUCACUGGAUCUCAGAUCAGUGUUUGGUCUGGAGGUCAGAAUUCAUCUGUGAGAAUAAGCUGCUUCUACACUGUGAAUUUGUCACAAGCUCAAAAACCAUCUGCUCACUCUGAUCCAGUGACAGUAACAGUAAACAUUUCAACAUCAAUAUCCCCUCAAAAAACUUCACAACUGGACACUGUCAUUUCCUCAUCUGAAACCCCAGUGUACUGCACAACAGAUCUAUGGUUUAUAGUGCUGGUUUUUACUUGUGUUGCUGUCAUUUUGUCUGGAGUCAUGGGACUCAUCUGUCUCUGCGUGUUUGCAUGUAAGUAUUUCAAUGUCAGUUUAUUUAUAAAACAACAGAUAGUCAGCCAAAGUGAUGUACAGGAAUAAAAACUGACUAUAUAAUACUGAUUCUCAUUGUUUUCUAGAUAAAAAAAAUAAGAAAACGGUAAGUUUUAUAUUCAUUCAAUUUAGUAG